Messenger RNA from Gracilinanus agilis (Agile Gracile Mouse Opossum), 1350 nucleotides. RefSeq names its product cyclin-A2-like. The transcript has a single exon. Gene Ontology annotation, biological process: regulation of cyclin-dependent protein serine/threonine kinase activity; mitotic cell cycle phase transition. Gene Ontology annotation, molecular function: cyclin-dependent protein serine/threonine kinase regulator activity. Gene Ontology annotation, cellular component: cytoplasm; nucleus; cyclin A2-CDK2 complex. Lineage: Eukaryota; Metazoa; Chordata; Mammalia; Didelphimorphia; Didelphidae. Bases 1 to 1350 code for a protein of 449 amino acids. The record is from RefSeq and is a predicted model, not a curated record.
AUGUAUCCCCGCGUGCUUGGCCUCCACUGGGUACUGCCCAGAGUACACCAGACUCAAACUGCAGCCCAGAGCGGAUCCGGGACAGGCUGCCUCAGUGAGACACAAGGAGUGACUCAGGAAGAACUUAGGCAGAGAGAAGCAAGCUCCCAGGAGACCAUCCACCCAGACAAGUUCAGCAAUGCCAAGCGCUCCUGGAAGCCCACAGUGCUGGGUAGGAUUCAAAACAAAAUGCGGGCCCGGGCCACGGCCGCAACACCAAAGAAACCAAAGCGUCUCCUCCUUGCUGCUCUCGGGCUUAAUGGUAAGCAGAGGAAGGCCACCAGCCAGCAGCCUGCUUUCACAGUUCAAAGGGAUGAGCCAGAUGUUGAGAGUGAGAAGGAACUUCUUAGCCCUAAAAAGGUGCAAUACGAGGACAAUAUAUUGGAUUCCAAUUCAGCUGUUUCACCACCAGAGACAAGAAAACCUUUGGUGCCCUGUCAUCAAACAAAGGAUGAUAGUUCUGAAGCCUCUCUUCCUCGGGACACGUCCAUGAAACUGGAAGCCCAAGAAAUGGUAUCAAAUAUCAUUGAAGUCUCUGACUAUGCAGAAGACAUCUAUCUUUACCUCAGGGAAAUGGAGCUUAAACGUAAACUGAAUGUGGAUUUCAUGAAGAAUCAGCCAGAUGGCACUGACAGAAUAAGGGUUUUCUUAGUGAGCUGGCUAGUGUCCCUAGCGGAAUUCCACCAGCUCCAGGAUGAGACUCUGCACUUGGCCGUGAACUAUAUAGAUAGGUACCUCUCCUUAGAAUCAGUGUCUUUUGGGGAGCUGUCCCUGAUUGGCAUUGCUGCCUUGCUGGUUGCCUCCAAGUUUGAAGAAGUCUUCCCACUCAGGGUAGGAGGGCUUGUUAACCUCCUAGCUGGCCAAUUCUCUAAAAAGGAGAUCAUAAGAAUGGAGCACAGGCUGUUGGAAGUGCUGACUUUUGACCUUUCAGCACCAACAAUCAAUCAUUUCCUCACUCAGUAUUUUCUUCAUCAAGAGCAGCCCAAUUCUGAAGUGGAAAACUUAGCCAUGUUUCUGGGAGAGUUAAGUUUAAUCGAUACUGACACCUAUCUGAAAUAUCUCCCAUCAGUUAUUGCAGGAGCUGCAUUUCAUCUAGCUCUCUACACAAUCACUGGCAAGAGCUGGCCUGAGUCACUGGUCAAAAAAACGGGAUACACCUUGCAAAGUCUUAAGCCAUGUCUCCUGGACCUUCAUCAGACCUACCUCAGAGCACCAGAGCAAGAUCUACAGAUUAUACAACAAAAAUACGAAAUGGCAGUGCACUGCUCAGUAUCACUCAUCAAACCUCCAGAGACAUUAAACUUAGAGUGA